GUUCGCAGUCACAGGAGGUGCUAGAGCCUCGCAGUUUUUCCUCCCAGGCCUUUGCUGUCGUUGUUAAGCUCUCUUUACGUAUUCGUCAAUGUCUGAAGAAGUCACUUAUGCAGACCUAAAAUUCCAGGACUUUCCUAGAACAGAUAACACCCAGCCACUCGGCCGAUUUGGGAAACCAGCUGCUCCCGUCCUUUCCCGUGGAUGGCGUCAGGCUGCCUUAAUUCUGGUGCUCCUGUGUCUUCUGCUGUUCUUCGGACUGCUGAUCUUAGCAAUCGUGUUUCACUCAACCUUGAAAGCAGAAAAGGGAAGAGUGAAUGAACUACAAAACAUCCAAGAAGAACUUCAGAAAAAUCUUUCUGUGCAACUGGUGAAUAACUGGAACUCCUCGGAGCAGAUCAGAAACCUCUCCGCUGUGUUGCAAAAAAUAGCUACCCAGUUAUGCCGCGAGCUUUACAGAAAAAACCCAGCGCACAAAUGUCAACCUUGCCCACAGAGCUGGAUAUGGCAUAGUGAUAACUGCUACCUCCUGAAUGACUAUCAGCUCACGUGGCAGGAGAGUGAGAAAGUCUGUUCUGCCCAGAACGCCAGCCUGUUGAAGAUCAGGAGCAGGAGUGAGUUGGAAUUUAUAAAAUCCAAGCCAUUAUAUGAUUAUUGGUUGGGAUUGUCGCCCGGAAAAUUUCAGAAAUCUGUGGAGAAAGUGGGUGAUACAAUAGCCUCUUCUGCCUGGGAUAUACGAAAUACUAGCAACUUAAAUAAGAUGUAUUGUGGAUUUAUCUAUAACACGUAUGUUUAUUACAUUCAGUGUAGCAACACACGAAAGACGGUGUGUCAGAAGAUGGCCCGUCCCUCUCUGAACAUUGAAAGUAUACUAACAAAUGGUAUUCCUGGAGGAAGCAGGUACCCUGGGUGAUGAUUUUGCCCUGGGGAGCGUGUCUCUCCUGGACCACACACGUGGGAUGAAAAUGCUGACACUGCACUUCUGUCUCCCAACAUUUACCUCUUUCUGUCUUCACUCCGUUUGUGGAUCAAGACCCGGCACUCUCUGGCCACACAGAUACAACCUGCACACUGUUAAGCAUAAAAAUAGUGUUUCUUGGAAAAUACAGGAAUGUUUAUUUUUCUUGCUUGUCUAGAAAUAAGAGAAAUUUCAACCCUGUGGAAAAUCAGGGACCAUUACCCACUGGGAUUUAUUCUAGUAAUACAAGCGGAUUAACAUUUUCGGGGAAAAAAAAAAAAAACAAGGGAGAGAAUGUUGAUGUAGAAACUAGAACCAACCUGGUUGAUUUAGAAAUUAUUUCUUAUUUUUUUUUGCAAGUGCAGUAAAUUCUAAAUUUUCAAAAUGAAAACCCGUGCUACAGGUAUUCUGAGGAAAUUUCUUUCUACGCUUCGUCACCUGCGAUACACUUGACCAAAUUCCGUCUUACACAUAAAAUCCUGGCAUGGCAACAGCGGACCAAGAGACAUCCCAUCCUGGAAGACUGACGGGUUAGCGCACCUCACCGCCCGGGGCAGGAGCAGGCACGCGCUCUCCAACCCGGCGUGUCCCACCCUGAGGUUGCAGCGUGGCACACAGGGCUCCAGAUAACAGGUGGGGGCCCCGCCAAAUGCACAAGAGCUGAAGGAAAACUCUGGGUCAGUGAAGAGUGCUGGUUGUCUCACCCAAUCACACUGCUGUCCUGGAGGACUCAGAAGUGAACCAGGGGCCCUUAAAGGGCCAACCAGCUACAAGGCUGCUUCCACGGAGAGCACACCCAUUGCUGGUAUGAGCAGGGUGGAUCCACACAGCGGUCAUUUCUCCGCUUUAGUGCUGAAACCUGAAGCUAGGCAGUGUUGCCUAACUAAAACGCAGUGUAUGGAACCCUGAAAUAAUCUGUUCAUGAUAAGAUGCUCAGCUUCUAAACACACAAAAAGGUUGGGAGGCUUCCGUUGGCUUGCUGUACCCCAAAGCUGCUUUUCAUUGGUUAGAGAUGAGAACUCGAGCCACUGCUUUCGGCAAAAGCCCGGUUUUGUUUUUCCCACACAAGAUCUCCACUGUCUUAGGCGCUCUGCUCACACCUUCAGCAAGUCUCAGUGAAUUCCCAGCCAUCCAGAGUUGCAGCCUAACAUUUUUCCUUAGUUGUUACCAUUUAUGUACACACAUGCGUGUACUCAUCUGUCCACACAUCCUAGGAAAAUCUUGUCUUUAAAACUGCCGUCUCAGCAAUUGGAGGAAUGAGGGAUGGCCACGAACGGGUAGAGAAAUACAGAAGCGGUUUACUGAAGAAAACACACCUGUCAUGGCAGUGAUCCAGACAGGGGUAAUAUAUACAGGGUUAAUUAAUUGAUGAAUACUUGGAUUUAGGAAGAAAUAAGCAGGCAGACACACUGAAUCAAAACCUAACAGUGGGAAGGAUUUUCAACAUCAAAGCUAUUCCCUGCUGUCUAGGGACAGCAGUUUUUCUCAGAGACAGAAUCUGUUUGGAAACAAAGAAAGCGGUUCAGCUGAAAAUAACAGACUUUCCCAUUUAGUAAGUGGUAAAAUGAGAAUUACGGCUCCCAACACGUGCCAGUGCUGACGACUAGGCAAUCAAAAAGGACCAGAAAUCUAUCCCUGCCGACCUCAUUUCUAGCCUCCAGCUGACAGCCCAGGAAACAGAGAAACAAUCCAUGGGGUGCAGACCUGUGGCUGUCUUCCACGGCCUGUUUUCCCUGUUGCUUUCUGCUUUUCCUCCCUGAAGAACAGACGCCAGGCUCCCUGCACCAGCCUUCAUUAUAUCUGUACGGAAGAAGCGAAGCCACUCAGCCACACGGAGACACUUUCGUUAAAGUAAACAGCAGAUGGAGGUUGUGUGCCGUAGAGCAGCAUCCUGAGACCCACGCCUUGCGCAGAGGCGCACAGGACUGAAAGGCCCUGGACACUUGUUCGUCAGGAGGAAGUAGGUGCUGGACAAGACUUUGCAGGAGGCCAAGGAUUCCAACAGGGCUCUUUCCCCAAGCCUGCACACACCUAAGCUAAAUUUUGACUGGUUACAGAAGGU
Messenger RNA from Ochotona curzoniae (black-lipped pika), 3017 nucleotides. RefSeq names its product C-type lectin domain family 12 member A (gene CLEC12A). Bases 89 to 910 code for a protein of 273 amino acids. The record is from RefSeq and is a predicted model, not a curated record. The transcript is spliced from 6 exons. NCBI's taxonomy places the organism in Eukaryota, Metazoa, Chordata, Mammalia, Lagomorpha, Ochotonidae. Gene Ontology annotation, molecular function: signaling receptor regulator activity.